Molecule: messenger RNA, 2295 nt
Organism: Bombyx mori (domestic silkworm)
Lineage: Eukaryota; Metazoa; Arthropoda; Insecta; Lepidoptera; Bombycidae
Gene: mRpL3
Product: large ribosomal subunit protein uL3m
Exons: 6
Coding region: 1182-2276 (364 amino acids)
Biological process (GO): translation
Cellular component (GO): mitochondrial large ribosomal subunit; ribosome
Molecular function (GO): structural constituent of ribosome
Source: RefSeq, a predicted model, not a curated record
UGUGAUUUGUUUUAUUUUGUCUAUUUAGUGAUUUAGUGUUUCUUCAGGUUUAUUAACGGCGGCUUAUUAACUGUUUAAUAUCUAUGAAAGUGCACAAAUGUGGGAAAAUGAAACAAAGCCACUGGACGUGACUUCUCGGGAUCCUCCAAAAAGUCCACUGAAAAAAUCUCAGUAAAUGACCACCAUUUUACUGAGAUUAUAUUUCAUCCCAUAUCAUCUGAUCUCAUUUCAUUUCAUUCCAUUUCGUUUUCAUUUCAUUUCAUUUUAUGUCAUGUUUCAUAUUAAUCAACUUCAUUUCAUUUUGUAAUAUCAUUCUUCAAAUAUAAAAAAUAUGGUAUUAAAAGAUUAGGCUGUAUGGUAUGAUACCUUUGCCUUUCCAAUUAGAAAAAUAAAACUACUACUACUGCCUAUAGUCCAUAGACCUAUAUAGUACUAUAGUCGGAUUUUUAAUUAGACGAAGCCAGCUGACAGUAGCUAAUGUCACUUUGUGAAAUAAUGUUGCUAUAUUUAAAGUAAUAGUGAUGCGUUCAGUUCUCGUUCAAUCACAUGUAUGAACAAUGAGUGUGAAGAGUUAAUCAUUAAUUUCAAACUAUAAAAAAUAUUAUUUAUAUUUUACAAUCAAAUUGUAUUAAAGUGCUCCAAUAUAUGUUACUAGUAGUAUGUAACUACAAUCAGUUUUUUUUAUUUUCAUUACCUACCCAUAAUUGUUAUAUUUUAUACGUCUAUAAUUUCAACUAUUGUGUUAUUUUUGUAUAAUUUCAACUGUAUUGGAAAUAGGACAGUCUUACAAGCUUCCUCGCAAUGUGUUUCUUAAUGUUUAAAACACUCGGUAUUCAGUACAGGUAGAUACUAUAGGAACAUAAUAUUUCGUCGAAAACUCGUUGGUAUGUACAAAGCACGCCUAAAAUUCGAACCCCGUACCCGAUAUUGGCAAUUCGGCACACCAACUAUUCACUAGACAAUCCAGGCAAUUUCAUUAAUUCAGGAGUUUUUUCAAUCGUUCACUUUGUCACAACACUAUUUUUAUUUCAUCAAAAACUGACAACACAGUAAACGUCAGUUGACUUCGUCUAAUAAAAAAUCCGACUAUACAAGAAAAUAUUUUGAAAAAGUUAAAUAAAUUUUAAAAUUAGUAAAAGAAAGGGCAAUUAAGUAUUUUGCCCAAAAAUUGUCAAAACACUAUGUUCCCAAAUAGUUUAAAAUUAUUAUGGGGUGCUUUACAAAAAUCGAGGUUUGAUAAUGCGGCGUGUAAUAUUCGUGGUGCAUCGCGGCAGCCUAGAUUUCGUCCACCGUAUUGGUAUGUCCCAAAAGAGAGAGUGUGGACAGAUGACUACCUAACUAAAGAAAAUAAACAAUUCUUGGAGGAAGUGAUAAAGGAUAAACUUGAGGCACAGACUGCAUUAGAAAAAAAAGCAUUGACCUCUCCCAUUUUAAACGAUGUCAAAAAAAAUGUAACAUGGACUCCUCAAACAAAAAGAGUGGGACUUAUUGCACGAAAGAUAGGAAACUAUCCAUUAUGGUGUAAAGAUGGUAAAAAGGUAUCCACGACUCUGUUACAGGUUGUUGACAAUCAUGUUAUCAAAUAUAUACCUCCGGAAGAAUACAAACCUAUGAUAAAAUCUAAUGUAAAAUGGGUAGAGAAACAAAAGUAUGGCUGUAUAUUAGUUGGUGCUGAAAACAUCGACCCUAGUGUUGUCACCAAAGAUUACUGUGGAAUAUUUGACAGUGUUGGAAUGCUGCCAAAAAGGCACCUCUGCAGAUUUGUUGUAUCACCAGAAUCUGCUUUACCAAAUGGCACUCCAUUAUAUGCGACUCAUUUUAGAGUUGGGGAUUGUAUUGACAUUCGAUCGAAAACUAUGGAUAGAGGUUUUCAAGGAGUGAUGAAGAGGUGGGGUUUUAAGGGUAUGCCUGCUUCUCAUGGAGUCACCAAAACUCAUAGAAGACCUGGUAAUAUUGGUUCUGGUGGUGAAAAAGCACGAGUUUGGCCUGGAACAAAAAUGCCUGGACACAUGGGUAACAGAUGGAGAACACUGCGUGGUGUUAAGAUUCUCCGUAUUGAUACAAAAUAUAAUGUUAUUUGGACAUUGGGUGUUGCAAUACCUGGUGAAACUGGAGCUAUGUGUUAUCUAUUUGAUACUGUGCUUCCAUUAAAAAGAAACAAAACUGCACCACCUUUUCCUACUCAGCCUUUUAUGAACGAUGUACCAAAAGAGUAUUUUGAAGACACCAUUCAUCCUUUUGAUGAACCUACAAUUUCAUAUUAUGAAGAAAUAUAAUAAAUGAAAAUCUACAAAC